Lampris incognitus (smalleye Pacific opah) is the source of this 2408-nucleotide messenger RNA. RefSeq names its product protein yippee-like 5. Lineage: Eukaryota; Metazoa; Chordata; Actinopteri; Lampriformes; Lampridae. The coding region runs from base 170 to 535 and encodes 121 amino acids. The transcript has 3 exons. The record is from RefSeq and is a predicted model, not a curated record.
AGCUGAAAAAGAAAAACAGACACAACGACGACGACGAACGCACAAACAGAUGUGUACCUGAAAAUAAACCGACUAUAUCGGUGACACCGUUACUUGUUGGAAAUUUGUUGUCUUUCGAACCAAGUCGAAAAGUCUUAUUUGGUUCCGAACAAGGGACUCAUACUGUACAAUGGGGCGUAUUUUUUUGGACCACAUUGGGGGUACACGCCUCUUUUCCUGUGCCAAUUGUGAUACAAUCCUAACUAAUCGAUCUGAGCUCAUAUCCACUCGCUUCACCGGAGCAACUGGGAGAGCCUUUCUCUUCAAUAAGGUGGUGAACCUCCAGUACAGUGAGGUGCAGGACAGAGUGAUGCUAACUGGCAGACACAUGGUGAGGGAUGUAAGCUGCAAGAACUGCAACAGCAAACUGGGCUGGAUAUAUGAGUUUGCUACCGAGGAUAGCCAACGUUACAAGGAGGGCCGUGUCAUCCUUGAAAGAGCAUUGGUCAGAGAGAGUGAGGGUUUCGAAGAGCACAUCCCCUCAGAUAAUUCAUGAGCCCAAACUUUGCUUAACUCGUAUGGCCAAUCUCAAUCCAUUAUCCUCCCUUCUCUUCCUUUCCCUCUUGCCUCUAUGCUGCACACCACCAUCUGCAGACUUAGAGGUCAGUGAUGUUUUGGCUCUGCCUUUUAUCUCUGACCUAUGACUUUAGACCUCUGCUGAUUGGAAGAUUCAUUAUCUGGAUCUAUUCUAACUGAGUAGGCUUCCCCAAAAUCUCUUACAUGGAACCCCCCUAAAAAGCUGGGGAAAUAGAUCGGAAGUCUGACUUCACCUGUUAAAGUGUUCAUGCAUGCUCACUCCAAAUAUUCAACACCACUGCACAAGGCAUGCACCACACAUUCUCACAUGUACUCAAAUGCAUCCGUGAUAGCACAUGAAAAAUUGCCUCUGUGUUUUUUGGAAUACUUGAAGCAGGACACUUGAAAAAGAAUGUCUUCAGCCAAAAAAACAGACAUGGGCAAAUUAACUAGCCUUCCUCAUACAACAGUUUUACCUUAGAUAUACCAUGUACAUGCUGUCUUAUAUAUAAGGCUUUUGUUGGGCUUAUGCUUCUGUGUUGUGAGCUUUGUCUAUGUGUGAAUGUUUGUUAUUGGUGAGCACUGAAUGCUCUUAAGACCAUGCUAGCAGUCAUUUCCAUAGAAGUCACCUAUUUUAUGGUAGUCCCAAGGAGGAGUGUAACAUGGUUAAAAUUAAAUUUCCGCUUCAAUUGAUACGAGAUAAAAUCUGAAAUUUCAAAUUCACACACUUGUGUUUUUUGCGAAAAAAAAUUCUUAAGGUUAUCAUCUAAAUAUGAUUCUUAAUAUCCAAGCUGAGUUUGAUUGACAUGACUUUAUUAAGGUGCGCAUAUAAUGGCCUAAGUAUUCCAUCAUUACUGUUUACAUUCAGUCUACUGAAGUGCCACUCUCCCUCCUAGCUGUCACUGUGCAUCCCAUAUCUCCAUUCAAUUCUACCACUUGGCAUCCUUCAGUAGGGAUGUUAGCUAUGCCUCAGUGCGUGGGAAAUAUGAAGAGCAACAUGUCACUUUGGUGACUAAUCAGGAUUGUGUAUCUUCUAGCCAUGUGUCUAAGUAUAGGGGAAAGGAAAAGCCUUUGUUUGGGGGGGCUCACACAGACAUGCUUAUUUCCUGGUUGCCAGCAAGUUAAAGGCGAAUAUGUAUUUGAACUGUUCAACCAAAGCCAGCCAACUGGAAUGAAAUGAGGAUUGCUCUCAGUAAUUAGAGUCAAAACUGUUUCUUCUCUUUUGAGCAGGUCAGAGUCUCCAUCAUGUCUGAUCUGUUUUUCCUGCAAAGAUGUCAUCCAAAUUUAAGGUGAUGUCAAUAACUGAUUGAUUUUCACUUUGAGCAUUUUUUGAUAUUUUGUAAUGUUAUUUUUUUAAUAGUUUGGCUUGACUUUCAUGGGGUCAUGUAACAUUCUACACAAGUGGGACAGUCUAAAUUGUCAGUUAACAAAACUAGGUCCAAAGUGGAGAUGUGAUGCUUCUACAGGACACUGGUGAAAUCCUCAUGUCGAAGUCAGCAUGUAAUAGGUGGACAUGGUGAAAUAUCCUGUUAUUGUCAUUUUGUUGUUCAGCUGUAUCAUUUUAUGAAAAGGAUAUGUUGAAUGCAUUACUCUUGUAUUAUUUAACUGACUGAUUUGUUUAUCUUGUUCUAAAUAUUUUUUGAUGGGUAAAAACAAAAGCAAGAAUACUUUUUUUCUCUAUUGGCUUUAGCAGCAUUUCCUCUGUUGUGAUGAUUUCUGAAUAAAGAUGUAGUCUUGCAUACUAUAUGACUGCUCACUUUUGUGAUUGUUUUAGUAGAUUCAUCAUACAACGUUGAAUGUGUGUUUACUUGCAGUUACCUGCGUUUUAUGUUUUGUUAGGGGAACAGUGUGGU